UUUCCGCUUGGUCCUAGUGCCUGACGAGUCUCUGUUUACCAUAGCGUAACAUGGUUUCCGGACGGUGAAAACUGCAGGGGACCAGAACGGCCUUUUGAAAAAGCGCAGGGGACAUGUCCCCUGUGUCCCCCCCCCCAAAUUACGUCCGUGUAUUCAUGCAUUUUUCCUGUGGAGGACCAGUAAUAGUCGGCCUGAAUUUAAGGGGCUCCGUAAGUUCGUUAUGUCAGCACGUAUUUACUGCAGGUGAACGGAAGAUGGUGAUAUAGUCUCACUUUAGAUACAUACUAGAUUAGAUUCGUAUUUAGGCGGGCGGAGUCAGGCUACGUUUCACCAGAGAAUGUCUAAUAUGGUUUCACUUUCUUUCGCAUCAGAUUUGUUUCGACCAAUCCGGUCGCCGGGGACGGGGAUUUUCUGGCUUCGCCCGCCUAAAGUAGGCCUACUACCGCUCAAUUUGAUUUUCCCUUCAUUAUUAGUACGAGAAUCUGGUAGGAGGACCAUCCUAGCACUUCAACAAAAAGUCUUAUUCUGAAAGCUGAACACACCUGCUGCGCAUAACAUAGUAGGCUACCUACGACUGCUGGAUCCAAGAUUAAGUUCCAUUAUCUCAGUCUCUUCCUGAGCUUCAAGAAUGGCACACAACGCCAUUGUACGCAACAAGACAAUCAUUCAAGAUAUUCUAUCCGCAGAUGCCCAAUUCAUACUUAACAAAGUGAGAGAGAAAACGCUGAUAACCGACCGGGAUUACAAAAAACUAAAAACCAUCAAUAAGGGGAACGCAGAAGAUCUCGUAAUCCAGCUCGUGGACAUGCUCAUCGACAAAGGAAGAGAAUCAGAGUUCAUUGAGGUUCUACAGGACGAGAUCGUUCUCGAAACGUAUCCUAAGCUUAAACACGUGGAAUGGGGAGUCAGUGGGUCUUCCGCCGUCUCAUCGAGCAGUUUGAAACGCUCCUCUGAGAGGAGUUUAAGUGAAGAUGCUCCAGAGAGUCACAAAAGCCAAAAGACGGAAGACAAAUAUCCGUUAACCAGCGAACCCACCGGUCUCUGCGUGAUCAUUAACAAUGAGAACUUCGGUGACCCAGAGGACAAGAGAAGUGGAACAGAGAGGGACGCUGAAAGCCUGACCGACGUGUUCAGCUCGCUUGGCUUCCAGGUGCUGAUGUGUAAGGACCAAACGGCGAGCGACAUAGCCCAGGUCACGAAGCUGCUGGCGGCCUUGAAGGACCUGGCGGGGCUGCAGAAGUGCAAGCUGGAGGAGUGGUCCGACAGCAGGUUCACCCCAUUGAGCGUGCUCCCGCAGCACGGCGACGCCUUCGUCUGCUGCAUCCUGAGUCACGGCGAAGAGAACAUGGUCUCGGGCGUCGACCACAAGCUGGUGGCCAUCAGCGACAUCACCUCGGCUUUCAACGGAGAACACUGCCCGGCUCUGCUUGGGAAGCCCAAGGUGUUCUUCAUCCAGGCCUGCCAGGGGCAUAGUCUCCAGCCAGGAUUGGCUGUGGAUGACUCCAUUCAUCAGAUGCCGAUAAAGGAAGACUCACCCAAUCACCCGAUAGAGGCUGAUUUCCUGGUUUCCAAGGCCACGGUUGGAAAGUACCAAGCACUUAGACACCAUAUAAGCGGUGGCAUUUUCAUCCAGUCUCUGUGUGAGCAACUUCGCAAGGGAUGCAACAGGGGUGAAGAUAUCUUGGAGAUUCUUGUCCACGUAAACGCUGACGUAAGCAAGAAAGAUUUUGGUAAAACAAAAGAUACGGAGAAGGUAUGGAAGCAGAUGCCUGAAUUUGGAAAUGUGACCCUGACCCGCAAACUUGUGUUCUCGCCGUGUUCCAGCUGAGAAAACAAAACAAGGCUGGCACAUAGACCACAACACACAUUUCUAACAGUUUUCUUUGUUCUUCCAUCCUUUAUUCAAUCACAAAAUACAUUACCGACACACAACAUGUGUUUUUCCUUUUAGGAGGAAGUUUUUUUUAAAGUACACAAUUUACUUUUUAUACUCUUUUAUAAGCCUUACUUUCCUUGGUUUUUACGGUGUGAACUGUUCGUUGAUAGUGAUUUUCUUAUAUAAGAAACGUAAAACAAUAAAAAUUGCUAUAUAACAAAAAACA
Gadus morhua (Atlantic cod) is the source of this 2102-nucleotide messenger RNA. RefSeq names its product caspase-8. The record is from RefSeq and is a predicted model, not a curated record. The transcript is spliced from 6 exons. Gene Ontology annotation, biological process: regulation of apoptotic process; proteolysis. The coding region runs from base 629 to 1828 and encodes 399 amino acids. Gene Ontology annotation, molecular function: cysteine-type endopeptidase activity. NCBI's taxonomy places the organism in Eukaryota, Metazoa, Chordata, Actinopteri, Gadiformes, Gadidae.